UCUAACCUUACGAAAACCUCCUAAAUGAAGACAAUCACAAGUACUAGUGGCAAAAGAAACGUUAUAACAAAUAUUUAUUGUUUUAUAAACUAUAAUAAGAAAUAUGUUAUAUCAAUGGUACAUCUUUGAUCCCGCCGUGUGCUUAGAAAAUUAUACAAAUAUUUAUUUUGCUAUAAAGGAUUUAGCUUAACCAGAAGUAAAUAAAAAUGGUUCCUGAACAUGUACUGGCUGCGAUGCACCCAGCGAACCACAAGACCAUUUUCUUGCUGGACCAUACGCCUUACUUUGGAGGGAGCUGCGAGAGUGUCAUCGAGUUCGAUUUCACCAAGUCGAGAAGCCCCGGUCUGAUCCCUUUGGCUCCAAUCUCCAAAUCACUCUGGACUUGCAGCGUCGAAGCUGCCAUCGAGUACUGUCGGAUUGUCUGGGAUUUGUUUCCGACAGGCAAACUGAUACGCUUCAUCGUCAGUGACAACAAAGCAGAGAGCCUUAAUUCAUGGAGCCCUUCCCAGCAGAAUUUAACGCAUCUUUUAAACACCCUUGCAUCAGUAGGCGUACCACCUCCAGCAUCUGAAGACAGUGAGCAGCAUUCCAUAUUUCAUGGGUUAAAAAUGGCCGUGCAGGCCAUGUGUGAAUGUUCGGAACAGCAGCAUGAAAAAAGGACCUCUUUGGAUGAAAAUGUUAUACCUGUAGUAAACAGAGUGAGGAUAAUUUGUAUAACAUCAGUAGCAGACAAUGAAAGCAUUAGUAUUAUAGAAGAAAGACUGAGGCAGGAGAUUAUGGAAAGCAACAAAGUCGCUACAUCAUCAGAUUUAUUAAUUCCUAUAGAUCACUGCGAAUUUGUAAUAAUAAACAUCCAGCCAGAGCCGAUGAACAAUAUUCCAAUGCAUUCUGUUUCUUCAUCAAUUGUUAGUGAAACACAUCAUGUGAAAGCAUCCGGAGGGAUCGCAAAUAAACUAGCGUCUUUAAUUCUAAAACAUUAUGACCUGGCUAGCACCACUGUUACUGGAAUACCGAUGAAAGAGGAACAAAACGCCAGUUCUUCUGCAAAUUAUGAUGUCGAAAUAUUUCAUGUUGCUAAGGCUCAUGAUACUUUAUUCAAAGGAUGUGGAGUGGAUUUGAAGCAAAUCAGGACGUUGAAAGAAGGAAUGGAAUAUUCAACAGUUACAUUACGAUGGAGCACACCGAGAGGCUGCACUGCAUCAGAAAUGCACAAUUGCACGUCAACCCACCGCAUCACACCCGUCGACGUUAACAGCCGGCCCUCAUCCUGUUUGAUAAACUUCCUCGUCGGUGGGCGAUCAGUCAUGCUUGAAGUCGUCAGGGCCGGUGGUUCAAAAGCGCUUUCACAUUUGCUCGCAGCCCAUGCAGGUCAGAUUUACAUGCACACGCUGGCAUUUGGUAGAACGCUACAUGAUGACCCGCCUUCAAUCAGUGAGGGUAUAGGUGGGCGAGUAACCGAUUAUAGAAUAACGGAUUUUGGAGUGUUUAUGCAACAGAACAAGUUGCUACCUAUGAAACCAGGCAAAGGAGUGGGAACAACAUUAAAACGCACUCGCUCCCGGCUUGAGAGGCACACAAAAUUCUGGCCUAUGACUAUUUCUUCUACUGUCAUAUUCAAUUACAGACCACAUUUAGAACCAAUAUUGACUCUUAUGCUACAACCUGAACUUCGGGAAGCAGAUGUCGCCCAGUGUAAGCAGUGUAUAUAUUCACUGAUUGGAAACGAAGCUAAACACGAGCCGUUGCACAUAGCACCUUCUGGUCAGCGAGCAAAAGGAUCAAAAACAUCUAGAGAAGAGCAGUAUAAACAACUUUGGUCGGAGUUGGAGGCAUUCCUUCGUGCCCACUGUGUGACGGACAAGCAUAUAAAUAUUUUAAAUUGCCUUCUUGAGGUGAGGAAUAAGGACAAAGCAGUAGAGGGUACAGAAAAAAUCGACAUGGAUCUUGCUCUCAAGGAAUUAGACCAUAUAUCUAAAAGUUUAGAAAGAGCAAGUGUGAUAAGGGCGACGACAGAUUCGCCAAUGUCCCCUGAUGCUGUGGUUCCAAAUGUACAUAGUAAGUCAAUUUUAGAACUGUGGAUAACCAAGUUCUGCCGACAGAAGCCACGACCAGACUUUGCCGGUUUGGCCACAGCCCAGCCGAUAGGCAAUGGGAGGCUGAGGGCAAAGCUUUACGCCCACAUGAAAGAGAGGACCAAGUCUGGAAACAAGGGCCCGAGGCCACCAAUCCUCGAGUGAUCUUUGCGUAAUUAAAUAUAUAUUUAACACUCA
Molecule: messenger RNA, 2270 nt
Organism: Cimex lectularius (bed bug)
Lineage: Eukaryota; Metazoa; Arthropoda; Insecta; Hemiptera; Cimicidae
Gene: asun
Product: integrator complex subunit 13
Exons: 13
Coding region: 207-2237 (676 amino acids)
Biological process (GO): regulation of mitotic cell cycle; centrosome localization
Cellular component (GO): integrator complex
Source: RefSeq, a predicted model, not a curated record